GUCGUCGUCGUCGCAAAAUAAAAGGUCGUCGAACAAAAAAAAAUCUCAAGUGCUAGGAAUCGUCUUGGUGCUUCCGUUCUAUCGAAGAUAUUUCCCAUUAAUUUAGACGGUUUUAUUCGGGUUUUUGUUUCGGGUUUCGCGUUUGGUGUCGUAGAUUCGGUUGAUUUUCGUCGCGAGGCGCCCGUCAAUGUUGGUAUUCGAACGAUGUGAUAGUGGCAAACCAGCGAAAGUGCAAUGUCCUUUGCCAGCAGGAAAAUAAUUUCUUCUCGUAGUGAUAAUAAUUUUCUCCGGAGCAGGGGCGUUUUUUGGAAUUUUUUAUUUCGAGCUUAGCUGAAUUUUUCUGUUUUGUGUGUUGGGAAUUCUGUUGCUUCGUUGUGGGAUUUGUCUGUUUGAAAUUAUCCGCAAGGAUCGAUUCACUCAAAUCGAGGACCGUGGCUGGAGCGCAUGAAAGAAUUGUCCGAGAAAGUUUCCAACGACAGAUUACGGAUUGGGGAACCACAUUUCUGCCGCUGUAUUAGCAAGAAUGUGGAAGUGUCACAAGUGUGGAAAGCCGGUUUUCUUUGCCGAACGCAAACAAUCACUGGGUUACGAUUGGCACCCGGAAUGUCUCCGGUGUGAGGAAUGUGGCAAACGGCUUAACCCUGGUCAGCAUGCCGAACACAAAGGUGUCCCGUACUGCCACGUGCCGUGCUAUGGGGCCCUGUUUGGACCGCAGCUGUUCGGUCACGGCACCCGGGUCGAGUCGCACAAAAGCUUCGGACAGCCGGAGCUCAAGAAACAGGCUGUUCUACGAUCGCCAGCUAGUCCCGCCAUACCGAGACCUCAUCUGGAGGCCAAAAUCAAAGCGUUCAAUCAAUUCACGAAUAGUAAAAGUCAGGAAAUUCGGAGCAGGGAGGUUAAUGGACGGCUGGUGUUGGAGGGAGCAUUGCGGAUCUAUUGGGGCGUCCAAGGGAUCAUUCACUUGAAGGAAGAUGAUGAUCAGAGAACGGUUGUGACGGUGAGGAAAAGGAAUUCUUACCGGUACAGUCAACCGGUUUCGAUGACGUCAGCUCUGAAUCAGAUGGAUCUGGAAGACAAAGAAAAUUUAAAUCCGGAUCGGAGCGAUCCGAUGAGUUCGAGUUUGACCGAAGGUGGCAACGAUACGACCACGAUUUCCGAAAGCAUUUCCUAUGACACGUUGAGCAUUUCCUCCGACAUCAAUUCGAUAAGCUCGUCCAAACCGAAUUCCGGCGAAAAUUCCAAGGAAACUUCUCCAAGUCAUGUCGCGAAUGGAGGAUCAAGCAAUAAUAAAUACGUAACGCUGCCACCAAAGUUAGACGUCAAACAGCUGGACUGGGACGAAAUCGACGAUUUGCUGCAGGUCGAGCGAAAGGUGGACGAAAACGAGAAACUGUACCGAACGAUGCCUUCGCCAAUGACCUCACAGCACGAUGGCCAAGCCGAUCAGAGUGAAAUUUCAGAAUCGAUAACCGAAACGGACUAUAAAACGUUGACUCCUCAAACCGUCACCAAUUCGUCGUCGACGGAUAGUAACAAAACUACCACAGCCACCACCCUGAAUGGGACGGAUGACGAUUUCCGAACCCCGGAAGGAACACUCCGGUCUCACGAUUUCGAAGCGUUCAAAAUGCAAAUGAGUCAGGAGUUCAUAAAUGGAGCAGCCGAUUUGGGAACGACCGAUGGAACGCUGAAGCUGAAUCAACCGAUCGAUCCGGCACGUAUCAACGAUUCGCUCAAGCUGUACAACGACUCGGUCCUGAACCGAAGUCUGUCCGAUGAACAGUGCCGACACGUGUUUUCACUGCCACAAGGAAAUAUUACGGAUUCAUUCCACGUGAUCAAUGACGGUACUCUGAAGCAUCCGGACAAUCUCUCGGUGUCGUCGCCAGCCAAAGUACCGAAAAAACAGAAUGGAGAAACCAGUGGCGGAUCUCGUACUCAGAUAGCGUAUCAACGGCACCAGUCGGAUUCGGUUACCUCCCCUGGGACGGACACCGACAGCUGGACCGGAGACCGGGGAUUGCUCCGUUCGAAAUCUCAAGGCAACAACUACUCGGGCAACAGCUUUAUGGACAGCGAAGACGAAGAGGGAACGGAAACGCUGAAACCUUCGGAUCGGCCUCAAACUUCGAUUCACAUCCGGAUGGAUUGUUAUGAUGAGCCUCCCCUGAAUGGACGAGGACCAGUCAAUGGGGAACUUUUACAAUCACCCAUAAACGGAACCGCGGGUGAGAUUCUUAGUCCGACGACGGACGAAAGUAUAACGACGGUUAGUUUGACCACAACGACGGCCACCACAACGACCGAAGGGGAAGAUGGAGUGGUGCUGAGGAAGCCACCCAAAACGGGCUCCACCGCCAUCAAGCGACGCUCCGGAAAUCGUCGGUCCCGGACCAAGCUGAAGCGACGCUGUUCGAUCAACGGACAUUUCUACAACAGGGAAACUUCGUUCUUCACUCCACCCUACGGAUCGCAGAUGAACGUUUGGGUCACUUCGUUGGUUAACACCCAGGAGGUCAUCACCCUACUCCUGGAAAAAUACAAAGUGGAGAGCAGGGCCGAGAAUUUUGCGCUCUUCGUCAUCAAGGACAACGGGGAGCAGAAGAAACUCAAAGAAGAUGAUUAUCCGCUGGUGAAUCGGGUCAUCCUGGGACCGCACGAGGACAUUGCCAAGCUGUUUCUGAUGGAUGGGCAGCAGACCCCGGAAAUAAGCAGCGAAGUGGCCCAGUUUCUGAAUCUCUCGAUCCCGGAGUGCCGCGCCAUCCUGGAGCGAUACCACGAAGAAGAACAGCGGGAACUGUUCCGAAUAAGAUCAAAAUACGCGGAACUCCGUCGACGAAUCAUUCAGCGAAUGGAAUCGCUAAAGGUUAGGUUGUAAAUUUGGUUCCAUCGAAUCCAACUGGAAGCACAAAGUGAAGGUGGCCGUCUGUGUCGAGCCAAGGAUCAAAUUCUAGUUCAACGAACUCAUCGUAAUUGGAGACGAGAUACUAAACCAAUUAUUUAGACUACUCUACCUAGCUUGAAAUUUCACGGAACUGCAGUCGAUGCAGUUCGUAUCGUAAGGAAUAUAAAGAGGAAGAAAAGUUUCUUCACACCUGUUCUAAAAGGUGACUAAUUCGUUCAAUUAUUAUUCACAAGCUUUACGAUGAGAGACGCGUAAUCGUUUAUUAUAUCAUCAAUCAAACGUAACAUUUAUACUGUUCUGUGUAUCUUUGUAAGUAAGGUAAAAAAAAUUAUGUAUUUACAUUUAUAGCUUUUUCUCCUAAUUAGGAAGUUUUUUUUGUAUUCUUUUUGUAUCAAAAUUGUAGAAUCGCUGGGCAAUCCGUUUCUAGUUGUCGACUCUUCUGUAGCUUUUUAUGUAUUACAUUACUUAAGUUUUCUUUGUUGAUAGAUAUCAAGAAGUAAUAUAUGUGGGUAAAAAAAUCUGUAGCAUCUACAAGCUUCCGUUCCGUGUUAGCUUGAUUGUUAGCGAAUAAUUGAAUUGUGUACGUAAUUUCUAAAUUUUGUGCUGUAAUUCAGGUGGUAUUUUACUUUUGCUCUGCUAACCGAGAAAGGUCUUUUCUCAUCGGACAAUUCAAUGUAUCCAAUUCAUAUCAGUUUGGUUCCAUUUCUUUCGUCGAAAGACAAACGGGAGGUUGUAACUUGAAGCUUUAAUGUAGACUUUGUGUUUUGUUUCUCUUCACAAACUAACCUAAUCGCUGAUGGGCGGCUUCUGAAAGUAAAGCAAAAAAUCCGUAGAAAAAUAACACCAGUAACCAAUAUUAUUCAAUUGAAAUCUACAGUAUUGAGUAAGAAACAAGUUGAAAAAAAAAUCGCACAAAGCUAAAUAAUGCAAAACA
This is a messenger RNA of Uranotaenia lowii, 3839 nucleotides long. RefSeq lists its product as uncharacterized. The record is from RefSeq and is a predicted model, not a curated record. Bases 524 to 2878 code for a protein of 784 amino acids. The transcript has 7 exons. Gene Ontology annotation, biological process: signal transduction. Lineage: Eukaryota; Metazoa; Arthropoda; Insecta; Diptera; Culicidae.